Messenger RNA from Neltuma alba, 1389 nucleotides. RefSeq names its product serine carboxypeptidase-like 50. Bases 1 to 1353 code for a protein of 450 amino acids. Gene Ontology annotation, biological process: proteolysis. The record is from RefSeq and is a predicted model, not a curated record. The transcript has a single exon. Gene Ontology annotation, molecular function: serine-type carboxypeptidase activity. Lineage: Eukaryota; Viridiplantae; Streptophyta; Magnoliopsida; Fabales; Fabaceae.
AUGGAGUCAACAAGAACCAAUUCUCUUGUGAUCUUCCUCCUCUCCACUCUUAUCUUCUGCUUAAAUCACAACUAUGUUUCUUCUUCUUCGUCCCCAGAUCCAUCCCCUUUGUUCCCCCAACAAGCGCUACCCACAAAAUCUGGCUACCUCCCUGUCAGCCAUGCUUCCAAUUCUGCCAUUUUCUACACUUUCUACGAAGCUCAGCACCUCACUUCACCUCUAUCCCAAACCCCACUUCUCAUCUGGCUCCAAGGCGGCCCUGGCUGCUCCUCCAUGAUCGGUAACUUCUUCGAGCUCGGUCCAUGGCGCGUCACCAAAUCCCUAACUCUCAAACCGAAUCCUGCCUCGUGGAACAGAAUCUUCGGCCUACUUUUCCUCGAUAACCCAAUCGGUACCGGAUUCAGUGUGGCCUCGGACCCUCAAGAAAUCCCAAGAGACCAGAAAUCUGUUGCCAAACACCUCUUUGCUGCCAUUACUAAGUUCAUUCAACUUGAUCCUGUUUUCAAGCACCGACCAAUUUAUAUAACCGGUGAAAGCUACGCUGGGAAGUAUGUUCCUGCAAUUGGGUAUUACAUAUUACACAGGAAUUCUCGAUCGAAUGUUUCACAGAGAGUGAAUUUGGCAGGUGUGGCAAUUGGGGAUGGGCUGAUUGAUCCAGUGACACAAGUUGCUACCCAUGCUAAGAAUGCUUACUAUAUUGGAUUGAUCAAUGAGAGGCAGAAGAAUGAGGUGGAGAAGGCUCUGUCAGAGGCGAUCAGAUUGACCAAAUUGGGGAAUUGGAGUGCAGCAACAGAUGCUAGAAGCAAUGCUUUGAGUCUGUUGCAGAACAUGACUGGUUUAGCUACUUUGUAUGACUACACAAAGAAAGCUCCUUAUGAGAGUAAUUUGGUCACUGAGUUCUUGAAAUCCAGUGAGGUGAAGAAGGCACUAGGGGUGAAUGAAUCUGCUGUGUUUGAAGGUUGUAGUGAUGCUGUUCUAGCUAUAUUAUAUGAGGACUUAAUGAAGAGUGUGAAGUAUAUGGUAGAGUACUUGGUGAAGAGGACUAAGGUGCUUGUAUACCAAGGGCAAUAUGACUUGAAGUUAGGGGUGCCUCCCAGCGAGGCAUGGGUGAAGACAAUGAAAUGUGAAGGGAUUGAGAAGUAUUUGAAUGCAGAGAGAAAGAUCUGGAAAGUGAAUAAAGUUCCAGUAGGAUAUGUCCAACAAUGGGGAAGCUUCGCAAGUGUUGUCGUUUUGGGCGGUGGCCAUCUUUUGCCAGCUGAUCAACCUCUGAACUCUCAAAUGAUGAUAGAAGACUGGGUUUUGGAGAGGAAUAUGUUUGAAUAUGAGAAACAAGGAAUAGUUUCUGUGAUUUAGUUUGACGCCUUGUAGAUUUUGUCGUUGUCAUUUUAU